This is a messenger RNA of Acanthochromis polyacanthus (spiny chromis), 2685 nucleotides long. RefSeq names its product pseudouridine synthase 7 like (gene pus7l). Gene Ontology annotation, biological process: pseudouridine synthesis. Gene Ontology annotation, cellular component: nucleus. NCBI's taxonomy places the organism in Eukaryota, Metazoa, Chordata, Actinopteri, Pomacentridae. Bases 273 to 2276 code for a protein of 667 amino acids. The transcript has 11 exons. Gene Ontology annotation, molecular function: RNA binding; pseudouridine synthase activity. The record is from RefSeq and is a predicted model, not a curated record.
GUCACAUGACGGUCACAUGACCAGGAAGCAGACUGCAUCUUUUCAGCGUGGUUGUGUUUACAAGCGGCUCGUUUACAUACCGCAUGCAGCAGCCGCUGCUCGGUGUCACCAAUGUCGAGGUAGGUUUUUGUGCAGGUUAUAUAGAUUGUGCUCCACAAAGUCAGACUAAUGUGCGUGUAUAACGGGGAAAUAAAGCAACAGUCAUCUUGUUAAACAUCCUAGCAUUACUUUAAAGGAAUAAGUAAAAACUGCCUUAUUUGGAUAAAGUAACCAUGAAGCAGGGCAGUGAGGUUGCGAACGUCCCUGCAUGCUUCAUUUCAGACCAUGAAGGUUUUCUGGGGAGCAUCAAGAACUUUAUCGAAGACUUCGUGGUGACUGAGAUAGACAUCGAUGGACAUUAUGUUAAAACAGCAGCAGCCCGACAGUCUCCAGGUUGUGCCUCCUCAGAUAGAAACAGCAAAACCGAUGCAGACUGUAAGGAGAACUCUUCAGUCCCGCAGGAUUCGGAUGUUUCGUUGGAGUGGGGGGUCGAUGUCCCCCUGCCUAAUCUGGGGAGUUUUGAUUUAGGCGUGAUUUUGGGCCCGUCGGUCAGUGAAGAGCUCGAGCACUUUGUGUUGACACUCAGAGACAAAAAGCCCACCGAGCUGGAGCUUUCCCUGGGGUCCUUUGCCGACAAACACCAGAGAGCCAACGUCCACCGGGCCGUGAGACACCGCUUCCCCUUCCUCAUGACCGUCACCAUCCAGCCUGAGAUCCGGGUGAGGGAAGAUCCGGACUACAGAGAGCUCACCCAGCUGGUUAAAGAGGAUGAAGCAGAGGACUUCUUCAGGUUUAUAGAUGCUAAAGUGCGAGGCUCGUCCUAUACGUUUGGACCUGAUGACAAUAAGGAGCACAGGACGGCGGUCCAUCACUUCCUGAACCGGAGGUUUGGGAAACUGGUGGAGACAAAAAGCUUCAAUGACCAGGGGAGGACAUCGAUCUCAGUUAGACUGAGAGAGCGAGGGAGGCCAAAGAAGAGAAGCGCAGAUGAGCGGAAGGAAGAGGAAGUUUAUACUGCGUUCACUCUGCGUAAGGAGAACCUGGAGACUCUGGAGGCCAUCAGCUACAUGGCAGCAGCUCUCGGGAUCCUGCCGUCAGAUUUCACCUAUGCUGGGAUCAAGGACAAGAGAGCCAUCACCUACCAAUCGAUGGUGGUCAAGAAGGUCUCGCCUCAACGGUUACAAGAGAAGGCGGCAGAUUUUGAGAGGAGGGGGAUGCGUGUUUCUCAGGUCCGCUCUGUCAGUGAGCCUCUGAGGCUCGGCCGACUGCAGGGGAACCACUUUGACCUGGUGGUCCGUGACCUGAGACCACAUGGGUCCGGUGACGCUCUUUCCUCUGCUGCAGACAUGCACACUCGCCUGGCAACGCUGGUGAAGGAAGCAGUGGAGAAUGUCAAGACCAGAGGCUUCGUCAACUACUACGGACCACAGAGGUUUGGGAGUGGACAGAGCGCCCAGUCUGAUCGAGUAGGAUUAGCUCUACUGAAAGAGGACAUGGUGAGCGCUGUGCGUCUCUUCUUCACUCCAGAAGAAGGCGAUGAUCCUCAGAGUCACGCAAAGAGACACUUCCUCCAAACUGAUAACGCCAAGGAGUCUUUGGCCUUGAUGCCGUUGUCCAAGGCCAGGGAGCGCCUGAUGCUUCGGGCCCUGAACCGCUACGGUACCGGUUCGGACGGUUGUGCCCAAGCCUGGCUCAGUCUGCCGCACAGCAUGAGGGUCUUCUACCCUCAUGCCUACUGUAGCAGAGUGUGGAACGAGGCAGUAGCACACAGACUGGCUACUCUGGGGCAUAGUGUCAGACAAGGAGACCUGGUGUGGAUACGGGAAGGACAAAACACAAUGGAGGACUCUGGAGAAAGCAGCACUCCUCAGAUCCAUGUGGUGACAGAUGAAGAGGAAAUAGGGGCAGUCUACACUCUAGAUCAAGUGUUGUUACCGAUGCUAGGAAAUACAGUGAAGUACCCAGAAAACGCCAUGGGGACUUGGUACCAGGAGAGACUGGCCAGAGACGGACUGAACGACUGUCGCUUCAGAGUCGGCAGCCUCAAACUGAACCUGCCCGGCUGUUAUCGCCCCCUGCUGGCCACUCCUCACAACCUCAGCUACCAGCUCCACAAAGCAGCCAGCAGGGAGGACAAGCAGGAUUUAGAUUCUGACGUUCUCACCUUAAACUUCGACCUGGACUCGUCCUGCUACGCUACCAUCUGCCUCAGAGAGAUCAUGAAGUGUGACCCCUAAAGCUCAGGGGGGCGCUGUUGUUGUAUUUGUGUAGACUUUUUUUUUUUAAAGGAAAACAUGCAUCUUUUUGUAACAAACACUGUUUUGUACUUUCAUUGAGCGUGAUUAUGAUACGUUAUCUGUAGCCUUUUGAUUUGUUGAAGUGCUGAGCAGAAGUUACACAGAAAGAAAAAUCAUUAAACUUCGAAUGAAAACGGACCUCUGCCAAAUGUAAAUAACUUUAGGUGUAAAAGCAUGAAAACAGUGUUUUGUGCCAUGAAUAAAACCUUUAGAAUAAGAGAAAUCAAUGUACUUUUUUUGUUCUUCACAUUUAUUUAGAAAUUCUAAUAUUUCCCCCCAUUUAAAACCUUCACUGGUCAAACUCUAUAUUGAUAAUCUUCUAAAACAAUAAAGAUGAUGUUUAACAAUG